UCCUCCUCAGCCCACCAAGCACAAUCGCCAGCUCGCUCUGACUUCGGUCGUCCAUUCUUUCAAACAAACCAACCAGCAAACAAAGCUUUACGCUUUCUCACACUCUUUCUUCAACCAACAAAACUACUUCGUUCUUCUAGAACCACCAAAAAAACAAGACAUUCAAGAUGCGUUUCACCGUCGCCGCUGCUGUCCUGGCCACCUCGGUCCUCGCCCAGGAGCCCGUCUCCACCGACUACACCACCGAGUUGGUCACCAUCACUGCCUGCCCUGAGACCGUUACCAACUGCCCGGCUCACAGCACUGUCCUGUCCACCGAGACCGUUGCUGUUUCCACCACCAUCUGCCCGGUCACCGCCACUGCCACCCCUACUGUUGUCCCUACCUCCCAGGUCUGGUCCAACAGCACCGGUGUUGUCUACCCUACCGGCCCCGCUGGUGGUGAGAGCUCUGCUCCCGUCUCCGUCCCCGUCUACAGCAUUCCUGCCGUCUCUUCUCCCGUCUACAGCGCCCCCGCUGGAUCUUCUCCCGCUGUCACCAGCGGCUAUGCUGCUCCUACCGGCGGUGCCCCCGGCGCCCCCAUCAGCUCUGCUGCUCCUGUCUGCCCCAGCAGCUCCGUCAUUGCUGUGACCAAGAGCUACACCACCGUCCUCACCUCUGUUGAGUACCAGACCGUCGCCGUCCCCUGCCCUACCGCCCCUGCUGGCGGUAACGGUGCUCCCUCCGGCACCGGUGCUGUUCCUCCUCAGCCCACCGGCCCUGCUGGCAACGGAACCACUGGUGUUCCCCCUCCCGUCAACGGCGCUGCCUCUUUCGCUGGCUCUGCCGUCUUCGCCGCCGUUGCCGGUGUCGCUGCCCUGAUCCUCGCUUAAACGUUUCCUUUAAGUCAUUUUUGAAUUAAAGGCCUGCGGGACAUGGCAAACACACACGACAGGCGCCCCUGAGAUCUGGUUGGACAUGUACAGAAGUUGAACUAGAACUUUUCUUCAAUAAUACUAGAGUUUUACGGCAAUCGGGAUUAUACCCCUUGGAGUGUGUAUACUUAAUAUUCUAAUUGUACGGGCGUUCGCGGGGACGAUUCCCGUCAGACAACCAACUGCGGGCCCUGUCCUGGAUGUCUUUUUUGAACGAAGCAUUUUUUGGUCACGAACUGAGAU
Molecule: messenger RNA, 1157 nt
Organism: Trichoderma harzianum CBS 226.95
Lineage: Eukaryota; Fungi; Ascomycota; Sordariomycetes; Hypocreales; Hypocreaceae
Exons: 3
Coding region: 168-872 (234 amino acids)
Source: RefSeq, a predicted model, not a curated record